GUCAUCUGCUUCCUGUCACAUGCUAGCCGUCGCUGUGCUGCUGGGGACUGCGAAGGCGUUCGCGAGCCAGGUGUCUCUCCGCCAGGUGUCUCUCCGUCAGGUUUUGUGUGGAGUUUCCGUCCAGCUCCCGCGCCCCCUCCUCGGCGUCUCUGUGUGUCCGGGACCCCCAAACCCAGGACGGGCACCCUCAUCCCGGAUUGAUUCGUCGCUCCCCCCUUACACCCCACACCCCCUCUUCCACAGUCAGAGCAGGAAAUGGCACACAGCAGCGGAGGCUUCUUCAUGCUCCAGUCAGACGACAGCAACGUCUGUGGCCUCACUGUGGAAUCCUGCGGCCGCAGUGAGUUUGAGACCUUCCUGGAACUGCCGCACUGCCUGCCGGGUGAUGGCUGGGACAAGGGACCUCACAUGAGCCUGCAAGAUGAGGGGUCCUACAGGGGCCUGCAAGAUGAGGGUCCCUACAGGCGCCGGCAGAGUGAGGAGCCCUACAGGGGCCUGCAGAGUGAGGAGCCCUACAGGGGUCUACAAGAUGAGAGGCCCUACAGGGGCUUGCAAGAUGAGGGACCCUACAGGGGUCAGCAAGAUGAGGGGUCCUACAGGCGACAGCAGGACCACUUCCCUGUACGUGAUCGGGACCCCAACCUGCCCCUCAGAAACCUGCCCUUGUCCAUGCAGGAGAAGAGGAAGACCAGGGAUCGACGGCAGCAGCAGAGGCUCAGCAUUGGCUGCUGGGAGUCUUGGUGGCAGAGCCAGCGCAUCGCAAGGAGGCGGUUGCGGGAGCAGGUUGUCAGGACGAUGUGUGGACUGCAGCCCUGGAGGAAGGCCUUACACACCAUCGAGGGUAAAUUUGGUGUCGGGGUGAAGGCAUACUUCACCUUUCUGCGCUACCUGCUGUACCUGAACCUGAUACACUGUCUCGUCAUUAGCGGUUUGGCCCUCACACCUGUACUGUCCGGGAAACACAACUUAACACAUGGUUUCAUAGACACCGACUCUGUGUUGGAUCUGUUUUUGCUGACGGGCUUUGUGGACCGUUCCCCGGUCUUCUACAGGUUCUACUCUCCCGUCUUUCUGGACUUGCCAUGCCGAAGCUCACCCCUACUCUUCCUCCUGGCCAUUGCCUCCCUCCUCACCCUCAGCAUCAUCAUGGUGGUACGAAGGACAGUGAUUGGCUACAAGCACACGUGGAUGCUGGGAAGGCGCUACAACCAUCACUUUAGCUACAAGGUGUUCUGUGGCUGGGACUUCUGCACCCAAGUCCCUGAAUCAGCUGUGCUCCAGCACAGCUUAAUCCGAAACGACAUCAAGCUGGUUCUGGAGGAGGAGCGUUUUCACCAGCACGUAUCCCAGAGGACGUUCAGGCAGCGGGUGCAGCUUUACUUUGUGCGUGCGGUACUCAACUUCCUGGUCAUCGUGCUGCUCAGUGCUUCCUUCUACCUCAUCUACUAUGUCACCCUUGAGAGCUCAAAGACAAAGUAUGGGCUGCUAACGAUUAUGAGCCACCAACUAGUAUGGGCUACUAACGAGCAUGUCUCUCUCUCUCUCUUUCUGUUUCUCUCUCUCUCUCCCUCUCAGAAACCCAAGCUUAGUCUGCUGGUUGAGUACCUCACUCCCAUCACCAUCACCAUGGUGAACUUCCUGCUGCCCCACCUGUUCCGCAGAAUCUCUGGCUUUGAGGAUUACUCCCUCACCGUCCAGGUCAACAUCACCUUGGUCAGGAGCAUCAUCCUCAAGCUCGCCUGUUUGGCCAUCUUCCUCUACUCCCUCCAGCAAAGCAUCUGGGGAUGCUGGCCGCCCAAAGUUAACUGUUCUUCAGCUACGGACAACUCACAGAAUUCCUCACAGCAUCUUCCACAGUGUUGGGAGAAUCAGUUUGGGAAGGAGAUGUACAAGCUGUGGCUGCUGUUUGUGCUGUUCCGUUGCUGUGAGCCUGCUCAGAAAAUGUUCCGGGGAUCUCAGUCCUCAGUCUGGUUCCACUUCACCCUGCUGCUGGGCCUACUGCUGACUGUGGUGACGCUGGGCAUCAACGCCAACACGUACCCCCCCUCUUCCGACUGUGGCCCUUUUGCGGGCAACCUCACCCUCUUCAACAUAACGGAGAACUGUGUGCAGAUCCUGCCUGACUUCGCCCAGAAAGCCCUGCGGUUCUUCAUUUCGAAAGCCUUCGCCCUGCUCCUCAUCUUUGUGGAAAUCGUCUUCCUCACCUCCUUUGUGUCCCAGGGAAGAGCAAACCGCAGAGCCAUCGAGGGACUGAAGGACAUUCUGGUCAUGUGCAGUGCAGAUAAACGCUUUCUGGUGAAGAAGCACUCCGCCUGCCUCAGGACCCUGAAGACCAGCCUUUCUGAAGGCAACGGUGAAGACGCCCGUCGCAUGGAGGCGGUGGACCCCUCAGAGAUCCAGCCCCCUUUUACGAGGAGCACCAGUGCUCCCUGUGGGGAUGUGGCCUUCCAGCAAGGAGGCGUGGCCUUCCUGACCGGAGCGAAGCCUUUAUGAGAGGGGUGGUUCACCUCAGUACGUUUAUACCGUAUGAUGGUGAAAGUAAGGGGCUUGUUUAGAAUUCAUCAUGGGUUUUUCUGGCAUAUAAAGAGUUGCAUUAUUUGAAGCUAGUUAUAGUUCUCUGGCUCAGGGACACAUUCCAUUUGCUUAUGUCCAGAGGUGGGUAGUAACGCGUUAUAUUUACUCCGUUACAUUUACUUAAGUAACUUUUUGAAUAAAUUGUACUUGUAAGAGUAGUUUUAAUGCAACAUACUUUUCACUUUUACUCGAGUAUAUUUGCGAAGAAAAAAUGUUACUUUUACUCCGUUAUAUUCGGCUACAUUCCGCUCGUUACUUUUAUUUUUUACCCAUUUUUUAUUCAACGCACGUUCUGUUUGUUUCUUUCUCUCAGAGAGACUUCAGCCAAAGAGGCUGACUGGUCUUUGCUUUGGCGCUGUCAUAGCCCCACAUGACUCUGUUUCACCAAUCAAACGUAGCCAGUCACAGCACACAGAAGAAUGAUUGGGCGACAACAAUUGGCUGAAACAACGGCGGGUGAUUCGUAGGAGCCAGAACACCCCUGGCCUCACGUUCAAACUAUGUUUUACUUACAGACUACCAAAAACAGUAGUUACAUUAUGCACUGCCUUCUUUGUCUGCCUAGAAAUGUAGACAUUUCAGCCUACAAGAACUCACCUUCGAACUUGAGAAAAUAUGUGGCGGUAAGUUGUAGGUUAGUUUUGGCUGUGGAUAGCUAACUAUUUGACUGAGUGGUCAUUUAUUGUCUUGGACAAUCCGUUUGUGAAAUAUAAGCGCAUUCGUGACGCCUGGGUAUCUUCCAAAAUAGCUGCGCGUAAUACCACACCUGUUGUUUACGUCGUUGUCGCCCUUUUUAGUACAGUCUGGCUUGAUUGACAAUUCAUUUAUCCAGUAAGUGAGAGUAUAAGCUUUCUAACGAUGUAUAACGUGUCUAAUUUUGCUUUUGGAAUAGCGUUUUUUAGGUCAGCGUAACCGAAAUGUUUCUUAUCAUCGCAUUCACUUAUGCAUUCACUCACGAAACGUGGUCAACUAUUAUUCGUAAUUUCUUGGGAAAUACUAUUAUUAUUGAGGACUUCUGGGCAUAGCUAAGCCGCAUGUUUGCUGAUAGACAUAGCUGACAUCGUUUUCUGGAGCAAAACAGAAGCGGAUUGAACUGUAUUGUUGAUUUACUGUCUCUGUCUCCAUCUACUGAACACAGAUAAGAUUUCAUCAUUGCUAUGUAAGUAGGCUAUUAUUGUUCAAAAUACUUCGGUUAUAUACGUUAUUUUUGAAAUUGAGUGUGUUUAAAUAGGUUACUGGUAUUAAUGUGGAUAUUUCACACUGUAAUGUAAGCGUUAAUUAGUAGUGUAAUAGUUUUUGUGAAGCAUGCAACAGUCAUGACGUGAGCGCUGGAACAUUGCAUAGCAUUGCAUAGCAUACAUGAAGUUCGUUUACGCUAAACCGGAAGUUCUGCACAUAUUCCGCGCAAGGCAUCAUGGGACUUUGGAAUAUUGUGGAUAAGUGCAUCAUAAGGUACAAUAAUGGUGCGACAAAGCAUUAGGUUUUCCACAUAUAAAGUUUCUGUUUGAAUUUGAGCAGGCUCCUCUUUGUUGUGAUGAUGAGUCUAUUUUAAUGGAUAAAUCCCCUGUAGCCUCAUUGAUAUUUUUUCUGUCAACGGAGGGUUCACCCCAACAAACUGAUGAGGUAUAUAGACUUAAUAGAGUACAACAGAAAGCGAAAAUCCUCCUCUUCUGACGAACCUCCUGUGUAUUGUUUUAUUUAAAGGGACAUGAUUUAGGCCAUAUUUGAAUUUGCACAUGGCUAUUUUAUAUUUUGUUUAUUUCUAUUGGACAAGCAUUUACAAUUUUAUAUUUUGGACAUUUGGAUUUUUACGUCCAUCUUGCUCUGCUUAUUUCAACAUUAAAUCAGAUUAUAUGAAGUAACUCAGUACUUGAGUAGUCUUUUCACAAGAUACUUUCUUACUCUUACUCAAGUAAUUAUUUGGAUGACUACUUUUACUUCUACUUGAGUCAUUAUUAUUUUAAAGUAACAAUACUUUUACUUGAGUACAGUUUUUGGCUACUCUACCCACCUCUGCUUAUGUCAUCCAUCCUUUUCUCUUCGGUCCAUGCCUGACCCGGAAAUCAAUUGAGGGCCGCCAGCUUUAAGGACCUUCCAACCUGUUAAAUGCUUUGGAAGAGUGAGGAGGCACCUGGAGGAUGCUUCAGUGAUCAUACUUCCUUUUGCGGAAGUAAGAUCAACAUGUGGAUCCACCUAUCUCCAUCUGCCAACUGACGUGGCUUCAAUCUGAAGCUACGCUGAACAAGGAAGAUCCAUAAUACGUGGUGAAAACCUACAGGACGGUAGAUCUCCAGAAACAGGGUUGGCCAGCCAGCUGUUGAGUGAGGUGUGCUUUGUUAGGGUUGGACUAUUAACCUACAGGAUGGUAGAUCACCAGGAACAGGGCUGGGCAGCACUGCUCUAGCUGUUGAGUGAGGUGUGCUUUGUUAGGGAUGGACUAUUAACCUACAGGAUGGUAGAUCACCAGGAACAGGGCUGGGCAGCCCUGCUCUAGCUGUUGAGUGAGGUGUGCUUUGUUAGGGUUGGAGUGAAGAUCUACGAGGUGGUAGAUCUCCAGGAGCAGGGUUGGAAACCAUGGAUAUGCUACUUCCUGUUUCAUUGUGUUACUGCAGUUCUCUGCAGUUUGAUCUCUCCCAUCUUAAUCGACUUACUAUUUGUCUAAAAGUGGCAGUGUAUGGAUUUUGAUUGUGUUUCCUUAUUAGAUUUUUAUUAAAACAAUGUGCUUCUUUGAAAUGUGCAUAUAAGCCAUAUAAUGUAUUAUUGUUUAUAUUUGUUAAAUAAAAGAACUAAAAACA
This is a messenger RNA of Anguilla rostrata (American eel), 5369 nucleotides long. RefSeq names its product transmembrane channel-like 8 (gene tmc8). The transcript is spliced from 16 exons. Gene Ontology annotation, molecular function: mechanosensitive monoatomic ion channel activity. NCBI's taxonomy places the organism in Eukaryota, Metazoa, Chordata, Actinopteri, Anguilliformes, Anguillidae. The record is from RefSeq and is a predicted model, not a curated record. Gene Ontology annotation, cellular component: plasma membrane. Bases 256 to 2493 code for a protein of 745 amino acids.